Molecule: messenger RNA, 1497 nt
Organism: Paraglomus brasilianum
Lineage: Eukaryota; Fungi; Glomeromycota; Glomeromycetes; Paraglomerales; Paraglomeraceae
Source: the annotation of a GenBank genome assembly
CUUAAACUCUUUACGCUCAAAACAUUUAAACGCAAAAACGCGUCAGAGUCACUUGGUGAAGGAAAUACUAGCGAGGUUAAUGAAACACCAAACAAGAAAAACAGCGAAUCAAAAGGUGUAGUCGUAACGAAAUCACCAAAACGGUUGAGGCAGGAUAAGCUGGGAACUUCCAUGACUCCUCUUGCCGCGAGAGUUCGACCGACGACUCUUGACGACUUUAUUGGACAAGAACAACUGAUUGGCACGCAAGGAAUAUUGCGUACGCUUAUGGAACAAGAUAAAAUUCCAUCGAUGAUCUUAUGGGCUCCAUGUGGAUGCGGAAAGACGACAUUGGCAAGAAUUAUUGCCAAGAUGACAAAAUCUAUAUUGAUUUCUCGAUUUGCCCAUAUUACGGGGGUUCAAGUCAAAGAAUAUUCGGGUGUUGCAAGUGGAGCUGCCGACAUGAAAAAAGCAUUUGAAGAAGCAAAGAACGAACAAAGGUUGACAGGCCGACGAACUAUUCUUUUCCUGGACGAAAUUCAUCGAUUCAACAAAGCACAGCAAGAUCUAUUCUUACCGUAUGUUGAAUCAGGAACAGUCACGCUGAUCGGCGCCACCACCGAGAACCCUUCAUUUAAAAUCAAUUCGGCACUCUUGAGCAGAUGCAAAGUGUUUACGUUGAAUAAAUUAUCUACAGAGGAAGUAAUUACUAUUCUCAAGAGGGCGAUAAGCGAGCUGUGUGGAAAUAAAGACGAGAAUGAAACGGAAGUUCAGGAGACUAAAGAUAUAAAAAAAGACGAAGCCGAAGGUGUUAAUGAUGAAGCGCUAGAAUUUCUCGCUGUGAUGAGUGAUGGAGACGCUCGUACCGCUCUCAAUGCCUUGGAGAUGGCCUGGCAUGGCUGUAGAGGGCGAAAAAUUACCAAAGAGGAUAUAAAGAACGUUUUGCAAAAAUCUCAUCUACAAUAUGAUAGAGAUGGAGAAGAACAUUACAACAUUAUCAGCGCUUUGCAUAAGAGUAUGAGAGGCAGUUUGUAUUGGUUGGGUCGAAUGUUAAUCGGAGGCGAAGAUCCAUUAUAUAUUGCUCGACGACUAGUGCGCUUUGCUUCAGAAGAUGUCGGGCUGGCUGAUAAUACUGCCUUGAACCUGGCUGUAGCCACAUAUCAAGCGUGUACAUUCAUAGGCAUGCCGGAAUGCGAAGUCAAUCUUGCGCAUUGCGUUGUUUAUCUGGCUGAAACUGUGAAGAGUGUUCGAGUUUAUCAAGCAUAUAAUAGGGUUAAACAUGCUGUGAACACAGAAUAUGCUUAUCCGGUCCCAUUGCACUUGAGGAAUGCACCCACAUCUUUGAUGAAGGAUCUCGGAUAUAGUAAAGGAUACAAGUAUAAUCCUAACUAUGAAGGCGAAGUCGAUCAGGACUACUUCCCUUCAGAAAUGGAAACGCGAGUAUUCCUUGACGAUGAUACUUCAAAGAAGGGCAAGCAAACCAGUACGAGUGGGAUGCAUGGGGGGAAAGUACAAUGA